AUGCCAACUGGAGUAAAUUCUCGUAAUCGUGUUGGAAUUUGGUCCUAUUUGCCCUUCGGCUCAAGCCCUAGGCGCCGUUCCGUCUCCAUCCCGUUGAAGUCUGUCCGCGAUCCAUUCGAGAAGGCUGAUAGGCAUUCGCGGGAUCCAUUUCGGAGUACCACAACCCUGACGUUCCGGAACAUAUUCAUGGUUUUCACCAUGACCCAAAGUCAGAGAACUAGGUAUUUUAAGACGUGGGGGAUUAUUGCAAUUUUAUUGCUCUUUCUUUACGUCCUGCUCCCGUCACGUUCCUCGGUCCCCGCGACGAUCAACACCCCCGUUUCCUCCACAAAAUGCACGAAGCCAUAUGAUUCUUCAAAGCCCCUGAUACAAUACGCGUUGAUGAUCGAUGCCGGAAGUACUGGCUCCCGAAUUCACGUAUACCGGUUUAACAAUUGUGGGCCCACACCAGAACUUGAAAAUGAGGACUUCAAGAUGACUGAGAAGAAGAAAGGUGGUGCAGGGUUAAGUGCUUAUGCAAAUGACCCAGUGGCAGCUGCAAAGAGCUUGGAUCCAUUGAUGGAGGUUGCGCUGACAUCGGUCCCGAGAGAGUAUCAGGCCUGCUCCCCAGUGGCAGUAAAGGCGACUGCGGGUCUGAGAUUUCUAGGCCAGGAAACUAGCGAUAAGAUCUUGGAGGCGGUGAGGGAUCGCCUAGAAACAGUAUACCCAUUCCCCGUCGUUUCGAAGGAACGAGGUGGUAUUGAAAUAAUGGAUGGCAAAUAUGAAGGAGUCUACGCUUGGAUCACCACCAACUAUCUGCUUGGAAACAUCGGCACAAAGGAGCGCAUCCCGACUGCUGCAGUUUUUGAUCUUGGAGGAGGAUCGACCCAAAUUGUCUUCGAGCCCACAUUCAAGAGCGUGAAUGGAGCAGCGCCAGAACAAUUGGCCGAAGGUGCUCACAAAUUUUCUCUGAGUUUCGGAGGCCGAGACUUCGCCCUAUACCAACACUCCCACCUGGGAUACGGACUCAUGAAGGCGAGAGAAACAAUCCACCAAGCCGUCGUGGAGGCUAAACACGAAUCUAACCCUAAUGAUCAAAGCUGGCUUUCUAAGCCACUGGUGAAUCCAUGCCUCAGCGCUGGGAUGAAUCUGAAGGUGAACGUAACUCUCGGGGAGAGCCACCCUCUCGGUAAGGUCGUCGAGGUCAAUAUGACAGGGCCAAAAGACAUACCUUCCGCCGCCCAAUGUCGAGGAAUUGCAGACAAAAUUCUGAAGAAAGAUAUGGAAUGCAAAUUGGCUCCCUGCUCCUUCAACGGUGUUCAUCAGCCCCCUCUCCAGAAGACUUUCGCCCAGGAAGAUCUGUAUAUCAUGUCAUAUUUCUAUGACCGCACAGCUCCUCUCGGGAUGCCGGAAUCUUUCACGCUACGAGACUUACAAGACUUGACAUCUACUGUUUGCUCGGGAUAUGGUAGCUGGGGUGUUUUUGAGAGUAUCAAGGACGCCCUCAGUGAGCUUCUGGACCGUCCGGAACACUGUUUGGAUCUUUCAUUCAUGCUAUCUCUUCUACACACCGGAUACGAUCUUCCUCUUUCUCGCCAAGUUAAAAUUGCGAAGCAAAUCAAAGGCAACGAGCUUGGUUGGUGCUUGGGUGCAAGUUUGCCCCUUCUCAAUAAGGAAUCAGGCUGGCAGUGCCGUGUCAAGGAGGUGUCAUAA
Molecule: messenger RNA, 1692 nt
Organism: Paracoccidioides brasiliensis Pb18
Product: guanosine diphosphatase
Exons: 2
Coding region: 1-1692 (563 amino acids)
Biological process (GO): nucleoside diphosphate catabolic process; protein N-linked glycosylation
Cellular component (GO): Golgi apparatus; membrane
Molecular function (GO): GDP phosphatase activity; UDP phosphatase activity
Source: RefSeq, a predicted model, not a curated record